GCCGCCCACGCCGCCCUCCUCCGCCUCCUCGUCCGCUCCCGCUUCCUCGGCCCCGCCGAGCGCCUCCGCGUCUCCAUGCUCCGCUCCGCCCCCUCCCCCGGCGACCUCCGCCUCGCCCUUGACGCCAUCGCCGCCGCCUCCGAUCCCAAACCCGACGGUGGUCCUAUCAGACCCUCUCUCUCCCUCCGAUGCUACAAUUUGGCGCUUAAUUCUCUCGCAAAGUUCGGGAUGAUCCAGGAGCUGAGGAACACGUACCAUCGGAUGCUCCAAGAUGGGAUUUUGCCGAACGUUUACACCUAUAACGUCUUGAUCAAUGCUUAUUGUAAGGAAGGUAACAUCUCCGAGGCGAAAAAUUUCUUAGCAUCGAUGCUCAAUGCCGGUUUGGAGCCUGACACAUUCACUUACAACUCCUUAAUGCUGGGUUACUGCAAAAGGAGGGAUCUUGGGGCGGCUUGCCGUGUUUUUGUGAUGAUGACGCAGAAGGGUUGGCCCAGGGAUGUGUUCUCAUACACCAUUCUCAUACAGGGUUUAUGUGAGGGCCGUCGGGUUGAUGAUGCACGCAAGUUGUUUGUUGAAAUGCCGCAAUGUGGGUGUUCUCCGAAUGUUCACACCUACACGGUGAUGAUCGAUGGAUUUUGUAAAGAUGGAAGGAUUGAGGAUGCUGAGACACUGCUCGGUGAAAUGUCGGGGAGAAAUUUGGUUCCUAACGUUGUGACGUAUAAUGCUUUGGUUGGCGGGUAUUGUAAGCAUGGAAGAUUUGAUGAUGCUUUUAGGGUUUUGGAGGUUAUGGAAUCUAGUGAAUGUAGGCCGGAUUGCUGGACUUAUACUGAGCUGAUAGAUGGCUUCUGCAAGCACAACAUGGUAGAGAAGGCAGAAGCGACUUUAAAUACAAUGCGCGAGAAGCAAUUGGCCGUUGGAGUCGUUACUUACAAUGUGUUGAUCGACGGGUACUGCAAGAAUGGGAAUGUUGAUGCCGCUUUUAGGGUUAUGGAACUGAUGGAGCGGAGUGGGUGUAAGCCAGAUGCUCAAACUUAUAACGGGCUGAUAAAUGGGCUUUGUCUUGGCAGGAAGCUGCACAAAGCGAUGGGUUUGUUGAGUAAGAUGAUUGGCGUCGGGAUAUCUCCUAAUAACGUUACGUACAACUUGUUGAUUCACGGUCAAUGUAACGAGGGAAACAUUAAUAAUGCAUUUAGGUUGCUUAAUUUGAUGAAGGAAAUCGCCGUCGCGCCAGACCAACAGACGUAUUCUAUAUUAAUAGACGCUCUUUGCAAGGACGGCAGAGUCGAGGAAGCUUAUUCUCUUUUUAAUUCUCUUGAUGGAGAAGGCAUUAAGGCAGGCGAGAGCAUCUAUAACUCACUGAUUCAUGCGGAGUGUGAAGCUGGAAAUAUUGAUGCUGCUUACUCAUUAAUAAAUAGAAUGAAGUUAGAAGGCUGCUCGCCUGACUCUUACACCUUCAAUGCUCUAAUUCUAGGGUUAUGUAAACAGACAAGAUUUCCUGAAGCCAUCUCAUUACUAGAUGAUAUGCUGGAGAAGGGAAUAGAACCCACAACCUGCAGUUUUAACAUUCUCAUCGACGAGAUGCUGAGUAAAGGUCAAGCUGCUGAUGCUAAAAGCACUUUUGACCGAAUGGUUUCUUCAGGGUGCAAGCCCGACGCAACAACGUAUACUUUGCUCACCCGCGGAUAUUGCUCUGAGGGCAGGAUGGAAGAGGCUGAGUGCGUGAUGGUGGAAAUGGGCAAAAUGGGAAUCUUCCCGGACGUGGUAACAUACAACACUCUGAUAAAUGGGUAUGGAAGCAGGGGCUUACUGGAGAAUGCUUUUUCUGCCCUCAAAAGCAUGAUUGGUGUUGGUUGCAAGCCUAAUUUCGAAACAUAUUCCAAUUUGCUAAAGCAUCUUUGUAAAAAUAAUAAUGCAGGCAAUGUUGAUGCUCCCAAACUGUGGAAGGUGAUAGAUAUAGGCACUGUGCAGGAGCUUCUUGAGCAGAUAAUUAAGCAUGGCUCUAAACCAAACAUAGACACAUAUAGUGCGCUCUUAAAAGGAUUAUGCAAAUGGGGCAGAUUGGAAGAAGCUAACAUAUUGCUCGCGCAAAUGAAAGAGAACGGAAUUUCCUGGAACGAACAUAUUUAUAACUGCCUUAUUGAUUGUUAUUGUAACUUGAAAAUGUAUACAGAGGCAUCCGCACUUGUUAGAUCCAUGGUCGAGUCCAGCCACCUGCCACGGCUGGAGUCCUGCCGUUUUCUUCUUUCCGGCCUCUGUGAUGGUGGGAAUCUCGAGAAGGCUUCGUCAGUUUUCUGUGACUUACUUGGAAGAGGUUAUAAUUAUGAUGAAUUUACGUGGACAGUUCUCAUGGAUGGCCUACUCAAGAAAGGCCAUACUGCUAUGUGUACCGAAAUGUUAUCUGUCAUGAAGGAAAAACAACGUUUUCCCAGUCCUCACACAUAUGCUUCUUUGGUUGAGGCAUAUCCUGAUGUUGUCGGCGGCAUGGUCGGAAAUGAAGCCUGAUUUUUUUGCACAGUAUGAUCUUCAUUCUUAGGAAUAUGUUCGAAAGUUGGGAUAAUCGAUGCAUGAGUUGGCAGGUAUAUUCUUUUGCUCUCAAAAUAGCAUAUUGUGAGGCCAAUGUCUGUGGACUCGAAGAUGGGGUCAUAAUAAUCAAAUGAGCCACGAUAUAUAUUCCAUGAAUUUCGAGAGGUUUGGUGCCCAUGACAUUGAAAGAUCACCCAGUUGUUCGACAUGAGUUUGCGACGUACUAAUUGCUUUCGGUUUCUGAAACCGACAGGCCAUGUUGAGUUUCAAAAAGGGGAGCAACUUCAGUGUAAUCUGGGAUUAGAACCAGUUCAACAUUUCAAGGAUCAUAAAGAAAAGCACGAGAAAAGCAUUUCGAAGAUGAAUUGGUAUAAUUGGGCCCCUUUCGGGUGAACAAUUGAGUAUGCUUUGAAGUGGAAAGUAUAUGUCACUAGAAAAUCGAAACCAACAUGUUAAUUGAAGGGCAUCUGCGAAAAUGGCUCUCAAGGCCUGUUGGCAGAAGCAUCUGCAUAUUUCAUCAAAAAGAGUGAAAAAUAAAACAGCAACAUCCACAUAUCAUUGGUUAGGCAGUGGAAGUGUAGAUUCUUUGGGUUAUGGAGAGAUGUUAACAGCUUCAGGAGAAGUAUCUUUUUGUCUUUCUUUUGUACAAUUGAAGUUUUACCUUGUUAUUUAUAUAAGGGAUGUCUUGUACUCUCAUCCUCUGCAAAUUUUGGAGCAAGAGCUAGUGUAAAUUUAAAGAUGGUUUUUUUUUUUUUUCCCCAUUCAAUAUUUUUCAUUAUGAUUAGAAAUAUUAAGUGGCUUGAUCAUGAGCUAUACUUCUCAACAAUAGUUUGGAUUGGCUAUGUUCUUCUAUUUUUCCA
This is a messenger RNA of Ananas comosus (pineapple), 3383 nucleotides long. Its product is annotated as pentatricopeptide repeat-containing protein At5g65560-like. Lineage: Eukaryota; Viridiplantae; Streptophyta; Magnoliopsida; Poales; Bromeliaceae. The transcript has 2 exons. Gene Ontology annotation, molecular function: protein binding. The record is from RefSeq and is a predicted model, not a curated record. The coding region runs from base 76 to 2502 and encodes 808 amino acids.